Molecule: messenger RNA, 1934 nt
Organism: Anopheles bellator
Lineage: Eukaryota; Metazoa; Arthropoda; Insecta; Diptera; Culicidae
Product: trans-1,2-dihydrobenzene-1,2-diol dehydrogenase-like
Exons: 3
Coding region: 168-1181 (337 amino acids)
Molecular function (GO): nucleotide binding
Source: RefSeq, a predicted model, not a curated record
UCGAGCGCGAAACCAAACUGUAAGACACUAGGCGAGUGAACGCGAACUGCGAAGACGUUGCCCGUCGUCGGGCGAAACCUCCUGAUAGGCGAGAGUGAAAGUGGCAAAGCCGGAAAACGGACUCCGAUCAUCUAUCUAGCGCCACAGCUAAUACUCACCGUAGCAAUAUGGCACCCCUUCGAUGGGCGAUCGUAAGCGCGGGCACGACAUCACACGAUUUUGCUUGCGCCAUCUCGACACUGCCGGAAGCGGACCAUCGGAUUGUGGCCGUCGGUGCCCGUGGAUUGGAGAACGCUCGCAAGUUUGCCGAACUGCACGGUAUACCGCGCUUCUACGGUGAUUACGAAGCGAUCGCGAAGGAUGCGGAGGUCGAUGCGGUGUAUAUCGGAACGCUGAGCAGUGCCCAUUACGAGGUCAGCCGGAUGAUGUUGGAAGCCGGCAAGCACGUCCUUUGUGAGAAACCUUUGUGCGUGAAUCGCGGUCAAGUGCGGGCCCUAGUAGACUUUGCCCGCACCCAGCAGCGGUUCUGCAUGGAGGCGAUCUGGUCACGGUUUUUCCCGAGCUACGCCCAUCUGCGCGAACGCACCGUCCGCGGUGAUCUGGGCCGCGUGGAGCACGUGGAGGUGCAGUUCGGAUUUCCCGUGACGCCCGUCGAGCGUGUCCGCAUGAAAAGUCUCGGCGGUGGGGCGGUUCUCGAUCUUGGUGUGAACGCGAUACAGGUGGCAAUGUGGGCUUUCCAGGCGGAACCGCUACGCGUCGAGGCGGCCGGCCAGCUGAACGACGAAGGCGUCGAUGUGGGCAUCACGGCCACACUGCACUUCCCGAACGGUGGUACCGCCCGGUUAAGGACGAGCGCGAUCGACAGGCUCUCGAACAAGGCCGUUGUGACGGGCACGAAGGGAACGAUUACGCUCCACGAUUUCUGGUGCCCGAUCGAGCUGACCGAUAUCGACGGUACGAUCCGAUCGUAUCCACUGCCACCGUCGAAGGUGGAGUGCAUCCUACCGAACAGCGUCGGUCUGCGCUACGAAGCGGAGGAAACGCGCAAACGCAUCCUGGCGGGUGAAUUCGAGUCACCCACCAUGUCGCACCAGGACAGUCUAGCCCUGGCCGGGGUGCAGGAUGCGAUCCGGAAGCAGAUCGGAGCCGAAAUGCCGGAAGACUACAUCUUCAAGGAUUGAAAAGCUUUUGCGGCUACGGAACGGUUGUUAGUUUGUUUGGAUUUUCUCUUCGGUUAAAUAUAAGAAACGAUGGAAAAGAGCACGCAGAAGCGCGGACCAAAGGCAGGCGGGUGCUUUAUACAUUUUCUUUCUUUUUCAAACCCCGCCGUGUAAUCCGAAGCUGCUAAAAUCCGACCCCCACCAACAAACACACGGGCACGUUCUACACGUUGUCUUGUAACUCCUAUACAGUUCUUUAUUCUGAUUUAGUUUGUUUUCUUCUGCUCUUCCGCGCUGUUUUGAUUUUUUACUUCAUAUCGUUAGUAAUAAUACACUUUGCACUCCCCGGGCCGGGUUCAGCGCCGCGGGUGCCACCGUCGGGCCGCGCGUUCUUUACAAGCUAGAAAAUUAUCAACUAAAUUCUUUCAACCAAGGGCCAGGUGACGGUGAAAGAAAACCCGGACCGAACCAUCCUGGCGGGCCUCGUCUUCCUCGCUUUCGCUACACUCUAUCGCCGCGCCGUACACUAUCUUACUCUGUUCAGGGAAAACAACAAACUUUUACCUUGCUACUUCGUCACUUUUGACUUGCAUCGUUCAUCGAUAAUCGGGGGGAUCGUAGAAUUUGAGUAGAAUUGAGAUGGUUGCUUCUAUUUGUAUUUUGUGUUUGAUAUCCCUCCCCCGUUUUGGAUUAGUUUCUCGCAAAUAUUUCAUUAACCGUUCAACUAACUUUCCUACGCACACGCUUGUGUUUUUAACCUGUUUCCUUUUUCCU